AUGUGGUUGGCUAAAUUCUUCCUUCUUCCCAUCUUAUUCCUGAUGGUCUUUGGUUUUGAUCCUAUCAACAAGACGGAUCAAAAAAUCCAAACAUUCUUGGGAAACCUCGCGAACAAACUUGCCACCAGAGAGGUUGAAAAUGUUGAAGGAUAUUUUGACCCGAAAUUCAGUUUCCGUGCAUGUUCGGAAAUGUUUACGCUCAAUGGUCUGGUGUACCGCAUGAAUAAGGUUCCGAAAUCCGAAUCGGUCAAGCUCUCUUGUGACACGUGGCGCUGGAUGGAUGAAGGAGUUCGAAUGACUGUUCACAGUAAAGGUCUCGGACAAUUCUCCGAGAAACCCAUGGAACUUUUGCUUAAUUUGGACAAAACAAUUGUCAUCUCAGGAGCAUCGAUGGAUUGCGAGAGAAGACAAAGAAGAAACGUUGCUGCUGCUUCAUUGGAACAAUGA
This is a messenger RNA of Caenorhabditis briggsae, 447 nucleotides long. The record is from RefSeq and is a predicted model, not a curated record. Bases 1 to 447 code for a protein of 148 amino acids. Lineage: Eukaryota; Metazoa; Nematoda; Chromadorea; Rhabditida; Rhabditidae. The transcript is spliced from 2 exons.